Coprinopsis cinerea okayama7#130 is the source of this 953-nucleotide messenger RNA. RefSeq lists its product as hypothetical. Lineage: Eukaryota; Fungi; Basidiomycota; Agaricomycetes; Agaricales; Psathyrellaceae. The coding region runs from base 1 to 945 and encodes 314 amino acids. The transcript has 6 exons. The record is from RefSeq and is a predicted model, not a curated record.
AUGGGCAAUAGCUGGGACCCCUUUAUGAUGAUCAACACCUCAGACACCUGCGCUGCUACCCGCCUUCAUCAGUGUCGCGGGAUGGGAACCUAUAUGAACGAUGUUUCCAGGAAAUUUCAAGGGCCUUACGAUCGUCACAGAGUACCAGAUCUCACUGAAGGCGAGUAUCUUGCUCGCAAAAAGCUGAUCAACCAGGUCGUGACGUGGGGCCAUGAAAUGACCGAGAAGACCAAGUCGAAAUAUGACUACGAGUAUAUCCCAAUUCUCUAUCGCUAUGAAGUCGUCAAAACAGCGGCCAAACGGGAGAGAGACUGGGGCCAUCUCGUCUUUACAGAUCUAACUACUACCAGGAUGCUCCUGGUAAUGCUGUUCCCAGAGACCUGUAAUUGCGGCAACUUCUCGCAUCACGACUACGAUGCAUUGACGAAGUAUCACGCCGACCGCUUUAUGUCGCUCCUCAAAUACGUCUACCAUGACGAAAGCCCUCCGGAGUGGGUUAGAGCGACAUACCUCACGCCCAAAGAAAAGUUUGUCCUUCCGGAGGAGUUCUUCGAUUUUAGCAAGGCUUUCUCCCCCGCGGAGACCAAGGAUCGCAUGGCGAGCGGCAAGCUCCCUAUUUUCCACGUCACGGCUGACAACUUCGUUCCUUCGCUCUUGGAGAGUGAGGUCGAGAAGAUUGACAACCUCCUUUCAAGGGGUAGAAGCGCCAAAGUCCCUUCCGCGGAAAUCAAGAAUCAAGUCCUUGGAUCGAAGCGAAAUCGACCUGAGGUUGCUUCCAGCUGGAAGCACAGGCAAGCUCGCCAGUGCUCCUACUGCGAAGAAAUCAAAGAGAAAGGCUUAAUGAUAUGCUCAAGAUGCAAACUCGCCCAUUACUGCACCAACGACUUGCGUGGCCCAGUCACAAACUCCUCUGCAAGAAGGCUUGAACUAAGUAUUAGUAACUAGUACUGUGU